AUGGUUGACCCAGUCUCUGGCCCCGCGGAUAAUGUCCACUUCGGUUCAAGCCCAACGUUCUGUGGCUUCACGCCAAUCAACGGCCGCAAGCGAUCCUUGACACCGAUAGCUGCCAUCGUGAAUGCGGUUCCGACAAAGCGAUUGGCAUCGUAUGCUUCAAUCAAUUCGGCAGGAGCUUCUGGAGAUGAUCCGUCAUAUCGAAACACGCCAAACUCCUCCGCUACGGUCACCGCCGACGCAAAAGAUGUCGUUUCUGCUCUCCACCCGUCAUAUACUCAGACUACCCCUCCGUUAGAUGACAACCUAGAAAUACAGAGCCUAGAAACACCGCAGCGUCUGCUGCUUCCACUGCAUAACGCAACUGAACUAGGAUACGACGACGCAGAUCUAUCAUGGAUGGACGAAUUCGUCAACUUGGACUGGGGAGACGACAUGAGUGUUAUCCCACCCCCAAAGCCUCCGACAAACUAUCCGAAUGCCGACUCUAUAGUCUCGUUGACUUCUCCGGAAGAACGGCUGUCUCAAAACCAAAGCCAGGCUGUACGGAAUGUUACUCCUAUAGUCGAAGACAACUAUGGUUUUGAUGAUUCUGACGAGGAAGAAAUGGCACAAUUGGGAAAGCCACACACUCCUUCAAGAGCUCUACCUACGAGCGAGCCUCAGGACAUGGAUCGGGAGUCGAGACCAUCGCUGAGCUAG
Messenger RNA from Colletotrichum truncatum, 699 nucleotides. RefSeq lists its product as uncharacterized. NCBI's taxonomy places the organism in Eukaryota, Fungi, Ascomycota, Sordariomycetes, Glomerellales, Glomerellaceae. The record is from RefSeq and is a predicted model, not a curated record.